AAUGAAUUAAUUAAGUGAAACAUAGUCAUCGAUAUGUGUGUUGUUGUUCGAGAAGCAAAACAGUAAUUUUGUAUUAAAAUUUCAUCAUAUUAAUUCAGUUAUUAGUAGAUUGUUUUCGAUGGAAUGCAGAGUUCAUCAAUAUAUAAUAAAUGAUUCACGCUUAUUUGAUAAUUCCAUCGUAGUUCGGUGCAAUUCGGUGCUUCAUGUCUAGUAGCCAAAAACAAGAACAGAACAAUUGAAAUACCAUACUUAGAUUGCAUUUUACGAAUUAUAACGACGAUUCGCGAAGAGAGCUCCUUUUCGCCAGCCGGAUCAUUCUUUUUUCUUGGUGGCCCGGUUGCCGAGCAACAAUUACUGUCAUCGAUUGGAUAAUAAAUAAAUUUGAAUAUCAUUAAGUGAUUCAGCAACAAAAAUGGCGCAGAAAUGGGAUAUUAAAUACCAUAUUGAAAAUUGUUAAAUGACCAUGUACAAACCGACCGAAGUUUAAAUUGUAGAUAAAUACAACGAAAUAAUGUAAUUUUUUGCUUGUGUAUGUGGCAACAAUGGUGUAGAUUAAAUUUAUCGAUAACACCUCAUCGACUCAUUUUUAAUUGUUGUUCUACCUUUUAUCAUUUUGAAGCGAAAAAAAAUAUAUGAUAAAAUCCACCUAAACAAUACGUGUAUUGUGACAGCGCAAAAAAAAAGAUAAAUCAGCAGACCAAUUUUGAAUUUUCAGUCGGCUGUGGAGGGGGGCCACGGAUGCAUGCCACAUACAUACACUAUUUCUAUACAUAAUCGACACCAAAAAUGUCAUACGGGCGCAUGAGAUGGAAAAUACAAGCGAUUGCCUCAGUCAAAAUAGUGCAACGCAUAUCAAUCAUUUCCUAGUAGAAAAGUACAUUUACAACGAACUAAUGUAUACACACACUUAUGACCGACCAUUUCGAUGUACUAGUGAAAUGUUUUCUUCAAGCCAACACACCAUAUGCAUCUCUCUUUUACCCUAUACCAUGUUCUCUCUUCGUUUUUUUUUUCGUUGAUAUUGUUGCUUUCGUUCGUUGUUGUGGCACACCAUUGCUUCGGAUUGUCUGCUAUUUUCUUCUAUUUAUCUCAUUCGCAACUCGACGGUGAUGUAUGUGUGUGCAAUAUACGAUUGUUUCUCUGUUACUACUCUCUACAACCGUUGCUGUUGCUGCUGCUGUUGCUGCUGCUGUUGCUUGUCUGUGCCUCACACAACAACAAAAACGCGCGGCAAAUGAAUGCUCGAACAAGCGUGAAGCUUCAACAAAAACAUGAACAAAUACUAGUCAUAUUCGUUAAAGUCUCUCUCUCUAGACAUCAAAAUUAUUCGGUUUAAGUAGCGCAGUCAGUCCCAGUAUACGAACGAGCGAAGAUUCAUUUUAGUUGACGACUAUUUUAAUUUAAUUUUUCUUUUUCAUUCGUAUCAUUUUUAUUUUCUGUUCGGGAACAGCACCCGUACGAGUCUGUUAACUUUCAGUUAUUGUUGUGUAUCAGUAUAUCUGGUGUGCGAAUAGUUAAACAUACAGAUUUCAGUGCAUAUCGAUAGUUUCAACUGUGUUGAGAUAAACAAUACACGCCGACCAUCAAAAUGAAUGUUCGAAAAUCAACAAUCGUCUGGUCAGCCGCACUAAUUGUGUUAUUGAGUAAUGUUAAUGUUGACGCAGGAAAGAGUCCACGUCGCGGUGGCAACAAAGUGAAAACCCCGAACUACGAUCAUGUGGCGUUAACUCAUGGUGUCUCACAUAGCCAUAAAAAUACUCCUCAUCAACAGCCCGCACAGCAACAUCAUCAUCAGCCCGUGCAACAUCAGCCCGUCCAACAACAACAAGCCCAUCAACAAUUUGCACCAAGUGCGCCGGCAUUGCCCAAUAAUAAUAACAACAACCAUCCAGUUGGAUGGAAUAUACCCUCACAUAAUACACCCGAACAAGUGAGAACGGCAUCCAACACACAUUCAGCUUUGCCAUAUCCGGCUCAUCCACAAAAUUCGCAGCAUUCACCGCCUUACACACCAAAUGCAAAUACUGGCUUCAAUGGACCACCUCCACCAUAUUCAGCUAAUCCUGCAGUGAAUUCACACGUUCCUGCAGGACCACCACCACCCUACUCACAACAAAACCCGAAUGCUGGAUUCCAUGCGAAUGAUCCAACGGGACAUCAACACCCACCAGCAUACCAGCCAAAUGGAGCCGCUUACCCAAUGCAUAAUGCAGGCGGAAACUAUCCUCAACAGCCUUAUAAUGGUCAUCCAGCUGGCGGAUAUCCACAACAAAGCUACGCUCCACAAGGUCAACAGGCACCGGUGAUCAACAAUUUCUAUGGACAACCGCAAGCGGGAGUACCUCAACCAUCGGGCGGCGGAGGUGGUGGAUUCCUCCAAACAUUGGCAGGUGCUGCAGCUGGAAGCAUAGCUGGAAAUGCGAUUUAUGGCGCAUUGAAACCAGAUAGCGAACACAAAACCGUUAUCGUUCAUGAAAAUGCACCUGCACCAGCCGCUGCCCCGGCCGCUGCACCAGCUGCUCCAAUUGCUCCAGUUGCUCCAGUUGCUCCAGUUGCUCCAGUAGCUGGAGGUGAAACGACCACAGUCGUGGCACCAGCCAAUCCAGCCGUAGGUCAACCAGCUGUUCAACCUGUACCACCUCAGACUCAAACUGAAGUACGUAGUGGCGUAGGUGAUACAGUCCCAUUGGCUCCAAUUGUACCGCUAGCUCCCUUACCAGAGCAAGCACCCAAUGGAAUCCCAUUGGCUCCAAUGCCCGAUAUCACCACAAAUGUACCAAGCACAAACGCAACGAGUAGUAUGGUACCCAACCAAACAUUAAUUUCGCCAACAACUGUGCCACUUGCACCAUUCCCUGACCAUCAAAAAGCGAGCGCCACCACAUUUGCGAUAUUCAACAUUUCAGUGUACACAGUAGUUUCAAUUACUAUCGCAAGCCUAUUCUAGGCAAACUAAAAAAAAAUCUCCAGUCAUCUAAACCAAUUUCACAGCAUCCAUAACUUUGCAUAUGUUUAAGUGUUUUAGCUCUUAUUCAAUUCUCAAUCUGUUUCGCGUUUACUGCAGUAUGAUUUUCAUAAUCCAUAUUACUUUUCAUGUUCAUAGUGGCUAUCGAAUGAAUUCCAACGACGAAACAGCAGAAAAGAAAUCGCUUGGAUUGUCAAGGAUAAAUCCAUGCGAUUUACUGGAGACAUUUAAUUAACGCCUUUUUUAAUCGUCAUAUGUUUUUAUUGUUUAGUUUCAAAUCAACACCUCCUUCCUAUUCCUGAUACCAAACCGUAAUAAAUGCUAAAUAACCGUUGAUAAUGUCAUAUUUAAUGACAAUUUCGAAGCAAAUUCUAUCGAUUAAAUUGAAAAUCGAUUGUGAAAUGAGCACGAUGCGAGCCAUUUAAAAUAGUUUGGAAGGCAAUUUUCUAACUAAUUGAUACGAUUGAGAAAUGCUUUUGAAUAACAACAACAACAACGAAACGAAAUGCUGUUCGAAUAGAAUAUAUAAGUGUGUGUGGAGGUGUUGAAUGACUUAAUCUCACAUUUUAACUGUAGAAUACGCGUCACAUCAAAGUUAUGGUCUGAAGAAAUUGAAAAAAAACGAAACAUCACGAAAGAGAGAGAGAGAGAGAGAGAGAGAGAGAGAGAAAGAGAGAGAGAGAGAGAGAAUAAAAGCAAAUACGUCAAUCACAUAAACGAAUUCAAUGGAUCCCAUUAUAUGUAAUAUAUAUGUGUGCUUGCUCACUGAACUCAGCCACCCGAUUCGAUUCAUACAGAGAUGAAUCGAAUUGUUUCAUGACAACAGAGUUUCCGUUUUUGUGUCAUCAACAACUUUAAUUUAAUUUUCUCAGAAUUCAAAAGGCACAUGACUCAAAAAAGAUACUAAGACAAUAUCCGAUUUCUAUUUCUUGAAUCUUCCGGAAUCGUCUCGAAUUUUUUGCUCUUCUCAACCGAAUAUAAUUAGUGUGAAUUAAAAACCGAAUAAACAAAACGGAACGGUUGUGAAAUUUUAGCGAUAGUGUAAAUUGAGUAAUUUUAUAUAUGUACCGCCCCCCGAUGUAUCAUCGUCACCUGAGAUGAUAUGAAUAGUAUGUGUAUGUUAGUUCAAAAUCGAAUCCUCUCUGUCGCAUCACCCUCGUAGAGCAAGAGUUGGUAUUUAUUGCGCCGUAAUUUUGCCGUUGUUCUUUGUUUUAGUUCAAUAAUGUGAUACCGCCGAUCUGUUGAGAUUGCAUUUCGCAGAACGGUUACCAGCCAGAUAACCUGAUGAUAUAUAAAUACACAUCGAUUCAAAAUGAAAUGUUGAUGAUUUUCGACCCGUCGGUUGUACUGCACUCAACUUGUUUUCGUUUUAUUUUUUCUUUCAAAACAAAAGAAUAACGUACAGAUAAUGAAUGUCCAAUUUUCUCCGUAGCAAUAAGUAAAUAAGAGAAAAAAAAAGAAUUUAGAUUGAUUUUCUACUACCACUCAACAGCACGUGUGUAACAAUAAAUUGAAGGAAAAAAAAAACAGAAACAAAAAAUUUAAAGAAAACUUUUGGAAACAAAUCAAA
Sitodiplosis mosellana (orange wheat blossom midge) is the source of this 4535-nucleotide messenger RNA. Its product is annotated as trithorax group protein osa-like. The coding region runs from base 1589 to 2947 and encodes 452 amino acids. NCBI's taxonomy places the organism in Eukaryota, Metazoa, Arthropoda, Insecta, Diptera, Cecidomyiidae. The transcript has 4 exons. The record is from RefSeq and is a predicted model, not a curated record.